This is a messenger RNA of Coccinella septempunctata (seven-spotted ladybird), 3290 nucleotides long. It is a transcript of the gene Rpn2, whose product is annotated as 26S proteasome non-ATPase regulatory subunit 1. The transcript has 15 exons. Gene Ontology annotation, molecular function: enzyme regulator activity. The coding region runs from base 141 to 3146 and encodes 1001 amino acids. Gene Ontology annotation, cellular component: proteasome complex; proteasome regulatory particle, base subcomplex; nucleus. The record is from RefSeq and is a predicted model, not a curated record. Lineage: Eukaryota; Metazoa; Arthropoda; Insecta; Coleoptera; Coccinellidae. Gene Ontology annotation, biological process: proteasome-mediated ubiquitin-dependent protein catabolic process; regulation of protein catabolic process.
GUCAACGUCAAUUCUAACCAAACAAGCCUCUACUGUCCAGUGUCCAUCAACAAUAUCGCAAUUCACCUUACAUUUUCUUAUUUGUGAAUCAGGCAAAUAUUAAUUAAAUUCAUAUAUAUUAGAAAAAAUAUAUCAAUAAAAUGAAUAUAACAUCCGCAGCAGGGGUGAUCUCUCUGUUGGAAGAGCCUCGUCCUGAGCUUAAGGUAUUUGCUUUGAAGAAACUUGAUACUAUAGUAGAUGAAUUUUGGCCUGAAAUUUCUGAAGCCAUUGAAAAAAUCGAAAUAUUGCAUGAAGACAAAGUUUUCCAACAACAUCAGCUAGCUGCCCUAGUUGCAAGUAAAGUUUAUUAUCAUUUGGGAUCAUUUGAGGACUCAUUAACUUAUGCCCUUGGAGCUGGGGAUCUUUUUGAUGUUAAUGCCAGGACAGAAUAUGUUGAAACACUCCUUGCCAAGUGUAUUGAUUAUUACACUCAGCAGAGAAUUGCUCUUGCUGAAGGCUCUCCAGAUGCCAAGUCUAUUGACCCAAGAUUAGAAGCAAUUGUCAAUAGAAUGUUCCAAAGAUGUUUGGAUGAUGGACAGAAUCGUCAAGCGAUGGGUCUAGCUUUAGAAACUAGAAGAAUGGAUAUAUUCAAUGCAUCCAUUACCCAAGCAGAAGAUAUUACUAGCAUGCUAAGUUAUGCUUUUCAGGUUGUGAUGAGCCUUAUUCAGAAUAGAGGAUUUAGAAACACAGUAUUGAGAUCUUUAGUAGGGUUAUAUAGAGGACUUCCAAAUCCAGAUUACGUUAAUAUGUGUCAAUGUCUCAUAUUUCUUGAAGAUCCUCUCUCUGUAGCUGAAGUUCUAGACAAAUUGGUUCAGGCCGAGGAAGAAAGUCAAUUGAUGGCAUAUCAGAUUGCCUUCGAUUUAUAUGAAUCAGCCACCCAACAAUUUUUAGAACAAGUAUUAACUGCUCUUAGAACAACAGCACCUAUUCCAACUCUUUUGGAAGAAAAGUUCAAACCUAAAGUUGUUGAUGUAGUUCCACAACAGGCAACGGUUUUGACUGACGCAGAAGAAAUUACACCUGAAGUUAAGGAGGAAAAAUCAUUAGAAAAUUUGAGUGAUAAUGAAAAGGAACAUCAAAAUAGAAUCGAAAAACUACAUACUAUUCUGUCUGGUGAAGUAUCUAUUGAAUUACACUUGCAAUUUUUAAUCCGAUCCAAUCAUGCUGAUCUACUCAUAUUGAAACAAACAAAGGAGACUGUCAGGGUUAGCAUCUGUCACACUGCAACUGUUAUAGCUAAUGCAUUUAUGCACAGUGGAACAACUAGUGAUCAGUUUUUGAGAGAUAAUCUUGAAUGGUUAGCUCGUGCCACUAACUGGGCAAAACUCACAGCUACAGCUUCGUUAGGUGUUAUCCACAGAGGUCAUGAACAGGAAGCCCUUACACUAAUGCAAAGUUACUUACCAAAGGAAGUUGGCCCUAGUUCUGGAUACUCUGAGGGUGGUGGACUGUAUGCCCUAGGUCUGAUCCAUGCAAACCAUGGUAACAAUAUAAUCGAAUAUCUUCUCACUCAACUGAAAGAUGCUCAGAAUGAGAUGGUAAAGCAUGGAGGAUGCCUAGGACUAGGUCUAGCAGCUAUGGGUACACACAGGUACGAUCUGUACGAACAGCUAAAAUUCAAUUUAUAUCAAGAUGAUGCUUGUACUGGAGAGGCAGCUGGUAUAGCCAUGGGUAUGGUUAUGUUGGGCUCCAAAAAUGCCUCAGCAAUUGAGGAUAUGGUUGGGUAUGCACAAGAAAGUCAGCAUGAAAAGAUUUUACGUGGUCUUGCUGUGGGUAUAGCUUUCACAAUGUAUGGUCGACUUGAAGAAGCUGAUCCUCUUAUUCAACAACUUAUGUCUGAUAAAGACCCAAUUCUUAGAAGGUCAGGCAUGUAUACCAUUGCAAUGGCCUACUGUGGAACGGGACACAACAAAGCUAUCAGGAAAUUGCUUCAUGUAGCGGUAUCCGACGUCAACGAUGAUGUACGCAGAGCUGCCGUUACGGCCUUAGGUUUUCUUCUGUUCAGAACUCCGGAACAAUGUCCAAGUGUAGUAUCUUUGCUGGCAGAGAGCUACAACCCGCAUGUACGUUACGGUGCAGCCAUGGCCCUCGGUAUCGCCUGCGCCGGCACCGGUCUGAGGGAGGCUAUCGCCCUUCUUGAACCCAUGAUGAUUUUCGAUUCUGUCAAUUUCGUUCGACAGGGUGCCCUCAUCGCCUCCGCCAUGAUUCUCAUCCAGCAAACCGAACAAACUUGUCCCAAGGUGUCGUUCUUCAGGAAGACUUACGCUAAAGUAAUUUCGAACAAGCACGAGGAUGUCAUGGCCAAAUUUGGUGCUAUCCUGGCGCAAGGUAUCAUCGAUGCCGGUGGCAGAAACGUGACACUUUCACUACAAUCUAGAACAGGUCACACCAACAUGUUGGCAGUUGUUGGAACCCUUGUGUUCACUCAAUACUGGUACUGGUUCCCCCUUUCACACUGCCUUGCCCUGGCCUUCACCCCUACUUGCGUAAUCGCUCUGAACGCUCAACUUAAGAUGCCCAAAUUGGAGCUCCGUUCGAACGCCAAACCAAGCACGUACGCUUAUCCAGCUCCACUGGAGGAGAAGAAACGCGAAGAAAGGGAAAAAGUCACAACCGCCGUAUUGAGUAUAGCUGCUAGGCAAAAAAGGAGAGGUCACGAGAAGAAAGACCGCGAGGAGAAGAUGGAAGUUGAUGAAGAAAAGGAUGAGAAAAAAGGGGAGUCGUCAAAGGCAGAGUCUAAAAAAGAAACCGAUAAGAAAACGGAUGCUAAAAAAGGUGAGGACGAUAAAGCCAGCGAUGACAAAAAAAGCGCAGAAAAACCCGAGAAGAAAGAUGAGAAGGAUGAGAAGAAAAAAGAGGUCGAACCCAGUUUCGAAAUUCUGAGCAAUCCGGCUAGGGCUAUGAGGCAGCAGCUCAAAGUGAUGUCCUUGAAUGAGGGUAGUCCUUAUGUGCCACUGAAAGAUGUCGCCAUCGGUGGCAUCAUCAUGGUCCGUAGUUUGAAACCUGAUGAUGAGGAGUUGGUUGAGCCUGUAGUCGCUUGUGGACCGAAACCCGACGAUGACAAAGAGCCCGACCCACCAGAGCCAUUCGAAUGGAUCGAAAACUGAAGCUCAGAAGUAGAAUUAUAUUCGUCGUGAAAUGAUCAUGAUCUUAUCGAAAUAUGUCCUUACUUUUGUACUGAUACAAUGACAUAUUUGAUUUAUUGUAAUCUUUGAUUUUUGUUCUAAUAAUUAAAUAAAUAUAUCAAAUUA